Molecule: messenger RNA, 3873 nt
Organism: Protobothrops mucrosquamatus (brown spotted pit viper)
Lineage: Eukaryota; Metazoa; Chordata; Lepidosauria; Squamata; Viperidae
Gene: SALL1
Product: spalt like transcription factor 1
Exons: 2
Biological process (GO): regulation of transcription by RNA polymerase II
Cellular component (GO): nucleus
Molecular function (GO): RNA polymerase II cis-regulatory region sequence-specific DNA binding; DNA-binding transcription factor activity, RNA polymerase II-specific
Source: RefSeq, a predicted model, not a curated record
CCUUGCUUUGGGCCUAUAGGAGAUGUGCAGAAGGGUCAACCCAAUCGGACCCACAAGACAAAGGAUGCCCAUGUCUGUGGCAGAUGUUGCGCUGAGUUCUUUGAACUUCCAGACUUGCUACAACACAAGAAGACCUGUACUAAAAACCAACUGGUUUUAAUUGUGAAUGAAAACUCUGUAUCUCCUUCGGAAGCCUUCCCUCCUAGCCCCCCUAAAGAUAAUUCCGAUGAACGGAAGAACAAUACAGAUAAUAACGUGGAUCAAGUUGAAUGCAGCAGCGUUCCUGAGCAAGGCGACAAACUUGACAAGGAAGAAACUAUGGAUCUAGAGUCUUCUUCCAGUGUUAGCAAAAGCACUAGCAGUACUUCCCAGACCGUCAACAGUAGUAUUGCAAGCAGUAACUGCUCCACAAAGGGUACCUCAGCUCUUACAACCUCUCUACCUCAACUGGGGGAUCUAACCAUGCUGGGCAAUUUCUCCGUGAUCAAUAGCAACGUUAUCAUCGAGAACCUUCAGAGCACGAAAGUAGCGGUGGCCCAGUUCUCUCAGGAAGCACGCUGCAAUGGCACCUCAACCAACAAGCUGGCCGUCCCUGCCCUAAUGGAGCAACUGUUGGCUUUGCAACAGCAACAGAUCCAUCAGCUGCAACUGAUUGAACAAAUCCGUCACCAAAUAUUAUUGCUGGCUUCCCAGAACGCAGACUUGCCAACGUCUCCCAACCCGCCUCAGAGUACAGUACGAGCAUCAGCCAACCCCUUGUCGACGUUAAGUUCCCAUUUAUCCCAACAGCUGGCUGCAGCAGCUGGAUUGGCACAAAGCCUCGCUAGCCAGUCUGCCAGCAUUGGUGGUAUGAAACACCUAUCUCCUCUACAGCUACCUCAGAGCAAUUCUGGCAACACUACGAUUCCAUCCAGUAGCGGCUUAUCUCCAAGUAUUAGCCUAGCUACCGCAGCAAUUACAACGUCACCUUCUGACAAAGUGAUUACAAACGCUGGUGGUCCACCACUUGGCAACCCGCCAGGGACCAUGUCAUCAUCGCCAGCUUUUGCAAUAAGCAGUUUAUUAAGCCCUGUAUCAAAUCCGCUUCUACCUCAACCCACUCCUAGUAACUCUGUGUUCCCCAAUCCUUUAUCCAAUCUCGGAACACCCGCAGAGGACUUAAACUCGUCGUCUGCUUUGGCCCAGCAGAGGAAAAGCAAGCCGCCCAAUCUAACCGCCUUUGAAACGAAAAGUAAUUCGGACGAAGCGUUCUUCAAACAUAAGUGCAGGUUCUGCGCAAAAGUUUUUGGGAGCGACAGUGCCUUGCAGAUCCAUUUACGUUCUCAUACUGGGGAGAGGCCCUUCAAAUGCAACAUCUGUGGAAACCGGUUUUCCACCAAGGGGAAUUUAAAAGUCCACUUCCAACGGCAUAAAGAAAAAUACCCUCACAUUCAAAUGAACCCGUAUCCAGUACCAGAGCAUUUAGACAACAUUCCCACAAGUACGGGGAUUCCGUAUGGGAUGUCCAUACCACCAGAGAAACCGGUCACCAGUUGGUUGGAUAACAAGCCAGUGUUGUCAACUUUGACCCCAUCUGUUGGCCUGCCACUUCCACCCACAAUUCCAAGCUUGACACCUUUUAUCAAAACAGAGGAGCCUCAGCCCAUUCCCAUCAGUCACCCUUCAUCUAGUCCUCCAUGUUCUAUCAAAAGUGACUCUGGUUCCAUUGAUCCUGCAGGGAAGAACUCCAAUGGGAAUCUGGCAGAAGGGGAAAUGGGUGCUUUGCUGUCUUCAAGUGACAAGCCAGAAGAAAGCAUGCCCAGUGUUUCCUCUAGUGUGAAUCAUUCUGUAACCUCCCCAGCGGCAGAAUCGGAUUCCAGCAAUGCGGUUGCUUUUACCAAUCCCCUGUCUCUCAUGUCCGACCAGUUUAAGGCCAAGUUUCCAUUUGGAGGGCUGCUGGAUGGAAUGCCAGCCUCGGAGACCUCAAAACUGCAGCAACUUGUAGAAAACAUUGACAAAAAGGCAAGCGAUCCAAACGAGUGUCUCAUUUGCCACCGAGUGCUCAGUUGCCAGAGUGCUCUGAAAAUGCACUACCGCACACACACUGGUGAAAGGCCCUUCAAGUGCAAGAUCUGUGGCCGGGCCUUCACUACAAAAGGCAAUCUAAAGACCCAUUACAGCGUCCAUCGUGCCAUGCCACCAUUAAGAGUGCAACAUUCCUGCCCCAUCUGCCAGAAAAAGUUCACCAAUGCAGUUGUGUUGCAGCAGCACAUUAGGAUGCACAUGGGGGGCCAGAUCCCUAACACACUUGUGACUGACUAUCCUGAGUCAAUGGAAUCUGAUACCGGCUCGUUUGAUGAGAAGAACUUUGAUGAUCUGGAUACCCUCUCUGAUGAGAACAUGGAAGACUGUCUUGAUAGUAGCGUACCAGACACCCCUAAGUCUGCAGAUGCAUCUCAAGAUAGUUUAUCAUCCUCCCCGUUGCCACCAGAAAUAUCGAGUAUUGCUGCUUUAGAAAACCAGAUGAAGAUGAUCAAUGCAGGGCUGGCUGAACAGCUCCAAGCGAGUUUAAAAUCUGUGGAAAAUGGAUCAGUCGAAGGAGACAUUAUGACAAACGAUUCUUCAUCGGUUGGGGGUGAUAUGGAAAGUCAAAGUGCUGGAAGUCCUGCCAUUUCGGAGUCUACCUCUUCCAUGCAGGCCUUGUCCCCAUCCAACAGCACAACGGAUUUCUACAAAUCACCAGGCAUGGAAGACAAACUGCUACGGACUUUACCAAACGACUUUGCCAACGGUUGGCCUGUCACCCUUGCCAACGGUGGUGCUUUGGACUUGACAUCAGGCAAUCCAGAAAAAAUGGUGAAGGAAGAGCCACUGGGCAUGUUGUUUCCUUUCCGCGAUAGAGGCAAACUUAAAAACACGGCGUGCGACAUUUGUGGCAAAACGUUUGCUUGUCAGAGUGCCUUGGACAUUCAUUACAGAAGUCAUACCAAAGAGAGACCGUUUAUUUGCACAGUCUGCAAUCGUGGCUUUUCCACAAAGGGUAAUUUGAAGCAGCACAUGUUGACACAUCAGAUGCGAGAUCUACCAUCACAACUCUUUGAACCCAACUCCAACCUUGGCCCAGCUCAGAACUCUUCCUCCAUCAUACCUGCAAACUCUCUCUCGUCCCUUAUAAAAACCGAGGUCAACGGUUUUGUACAUGGCUCUCCUCAGGACCACAAAGAGACACUGCCCAGUUUGCUUCCUUCGGGACCUUUGCUGCCUUUGGCGACGUCACCAGUCUUACUUCCAACUCUGCCUCGGAGGACACCCAAGCAGCACUUCUGCAACACGUGUGGAAAGACCUUCUCAUCUUCCAGUGCUUUGCAGAUCCACGAACGGACCCACACAGGAGAGAAGCCUUUUGCUUGCACAAUUUGUGGAAGAGCUUUUACCACCAAGGGCAACCUUAAGGUGCACAUGGGAACUCAUAUGUGGAACAGUGCUCCCGCCAGACGAGGCAGACGGCUCUCCGUGGACGGGCCCAUGACUUUCCUCGGAAGCAACCCCAUCAAAUUUCCAGACAUGUUUCCAAAAGAUUUGGCCGUGAGGUCGGGAAACGGUGACCCUUCUACCUUCUGGAAUCAAUACGCUGCUGCCUUCUCCAACGGUUUGGCCAUGAAGACCAACGAGAUCUCGGUCAUUCAGAAUGGGGGGAUCGCCCCGGUUCCCGGGAGCCUGGGCAACGGCAGCAGCUCCCCCAUCAGCGGUUUGACCGGCAGCCUGGAGAAACUCCAGGAUUCAGAACCUAAUGGGCCUCUAGCUGGUCUGGAGAAGAUGGCAGGCAGCGAAAACGGGAUCAGCUUCCGGUUAACCCGCUUUGUGGAGGACAGCAAAGAGAUUGUAACAAGUUAG